Misgurnus anguillicaudatus (oriental weatherfish) is the source of this 873-nucleotide messenger RNA. The record is from RefSeq and is a predicted model, not a curated record. Lineage: Eukaryota; Metazoa; Chordata; Actinopteri; Cypriniformes; Cobitidae.
GUAUUUCUCUUUCUCUCUCUCAGACUGAGCAGAAGAUCUGAACCAGUGCUGUUAUCUACACUUGUCUAGGUAAAGACAACAAUGGCAAGCAUCGUCCCCAAAAGCAAAGCUAAAGGUGUCGAUUUUUGUGGAUCGUCAUACUACUACUAUAUAAUCCGCUCUGAUCUCGGCUGCUAUUUGCAGUCAAGUGAUUUUAGAAAAGGGUCAGAUCUCACUGUAUUCAAUCUGCACCCCUCCUGUCAAAAUGGAGAUCAUUAUUUGGCUAACAAGGAUGGCAACUUUUACAUCAUUAAAGGUAAAUUCUACCGCAGAGUCACUGACCUGUCAAGAGAUGACAGUGCUGUAGUUGCCAGCCUUCAUCCCAACUGCCAGGGUGGAGACAACUACCUCGCAGCCUAUGGCUUUUUUUACAUCAUCUUUAAAGAAAGGGGAGUUUACAGAAAAACAUCAGACCUGAGUCUUGACUCAAAUGCUGUAGAAUACAAGCUACAUCCUAAUUGCAGUAAGGGUCUCUAUUACUGGGGUCUGCCAGAUAACUACUACUUUCUCAUGCAAGACUCACAGUGGGGAGUUCAAUACUGUAAAGGUUCCAACUUCAAUAAAGAUGAAUGUGUUGCUGUCUAUUCUGUUCACCCUGAUGUUGUCAACUUUCUGCCUGGCGAAUAUGGAGGUUCACAUGUGAACACUGAGAAAGAAUGCUGGAACGAAGUCACUACGGUAGAAGAAGGGAUAACGUUUGAGCUGAAGCCAGGCGAGAGUUUAUAUCUGUGGCAGUACCAACUGGGUCUUUCUGAUGAACCAGUGUUGUUCUGUCGUGAUUUAAAGAUCAAUAAUGUGUCGGAUCCCCCAACUGAAGUACCUGAACAACCAUAA